Colletotrichum truncatum is the source of this 1134-nucleotide messenger RNA. RefSeq lists its product as uncharacterized. The record is from RefSeq and is a predicted model, not a curated record. Lineage: Eukaryota; Fungi; Ascomycota; Sordariomycetes; Glomerellales; Glomerellaceae.
AUGGGCGACAAUGGUCGAUUCGAACACACCAGGCUUGACAAUCCAGGAAGCCAAAUACGUUUGCUCAUGCUACAGUCGCCGCGGACGACCGAGGAUUGCGUCAGUGUUAACCUUUCUCUGAGAGUCUUCGAUUUUACAGACGAGUCAGAAACCCCUCCAUACACUGCUUUAUCGUACACUUGGGGCCCCCCAUCGCCACUACACACCGUCACACUGAACGGAAGAGAAUUUUCAAUCCGCGAUAAUCUUUGGCAAUUUUUGAAAACAUUGAAUGAAUGGCCAUUAGAUGACAGCUCUCACUUAAGAGAAAGAUGGUUCUGGAUUGAUCAGUUGACGAUUGAUCAGAACGACAACGAAGAGAAGCGCCAUCAAGUCGGCAUAAUGGACAAAAUCUACAACAGGGCCGAAAAGGUCCUUGUAUGGUUGGGCUUACCCGGCAAGGACAGCAAGCAUGCAGAGAUGUACAUCAAAGCACGAAACCCUUCUCUAGGUUCGAGAACGACAGAAACCAAACUCAACGCCGAAAAGCUGUUGAAAAGACCGUAUUGGACUCGGCUGUGGAUUAUGCAGGAAGUUUCGCUCGCCAGGUCUCUUCUUUUUAUGUGUGGAAACUGGACUUUCAAAUGGAAUGACUUGACGCGCCUCACGGGUCUAGAUACCACGAACGAGUGGGUGGUUUCGUUUUAUAGAGCCAUCACAGUUGCGAUGACAAAACGUCCUCUUCACGAGGUUAUUCUCAAUUUUCAUAGCCCGAGUGGCGAUAUAGGGAGUGGUUUCCUACAGUGUGAAAAGCGAGUGGACAAGAUCUACGGGCUGAUGGGAGUUGUCAUUCCAUGUGAACGACUUGGCGUGGAUUAUACGGCUCCCUUAGAAAAUGUGGUUAUGGAGAUCGUGAGAGUGGUGGUCAAAAGCGUUGCGAAUGAUGUUUCCAUGAUGAAUCGUGAUAGCGCAGAGGCAGCUCGGUCACUUAAGACAGUGGAAGAUGCAAUAUUGGCAAGUUGCAAAGCGUUAAAGGUUGAUUGGCCACAAGGCUUGGAUAUCCAUGAGGAGUGGGAAAGGCAUUUGCGUGCAAAGAUGACGCUGACAGAUCUAGUUAAGCUACGAGUUAGGAACUUCUAUAGCUGGUUUCGGUAG